AUGUCUGAUGGGCCAAAUGGUGCCGAAGAUCUAUCAAUAGAUAGAAAAGAUCCCACAUCUUUCUUGCCAGAAGAGCCAAUGUCAUAUGAAAUAAAAGUAAAAAAAAAGAAGAAAAAGAAACACAAACAGGUGGACCCAUUUAAAGAUUUAGAAGAGAAGAUUGCACUGCCAACGGAUAUAGCACUUGAUCCAGAGGUUAAUAUAAAAGUUGAGAGUAUUGAAGUAGAGUUGGAUCUUAAUGAUUACACAAUUGACAACACCUUGACAGUGGAUGGGCCACAGAGCGAGGAAAGCCAGGAGCCUGUGGUGAAACUGGAGGAACAGAGUCGUGAAGCGGUUAUCUUAACUUUCGAGAGUGUUGUCAGUGAUAAAAAGGUUUUCGAAUGCACUCGGAGUGCCCCUGGCGCUAUGGAGCCGGUGCAUAUGUGUAAAGUGUGCCAUCUAGUAUUCCAAUCGUCGAAAACCCUAAAGACUCACCAGAAGAGGAAGCACAAAGUAUUUAGACGUUCGUUUAAGCACAUCUGCGACCAUUGCGGCAUGUCGUACGAGAGAAAGAAUAGUCUGAUGGCCCACAUAAGGAGGAAACACGCUCCGAACUCCAUGCCGGAUGAUAGAGAGGAAAGGACAUGCGAUAUCUGCGCGCUGGUGUUCAAGGGUAUGACCAGGUUGAGGAUGCAUAUGAGACGGAAGCACGGCUCCUUCGAGGAGUCAUUCCAGCACGUCUGCAAAGAGUGCGGCCUGACGUACGACAAGUACAGGAGUCUGAUAGUCCACAUACAGCGGAAGCACACCACAGACCGGAAGCCCGUAGCCAACCAGUGGUUCAAAUGCCCCUUCUGCCCGAAAGCGUUCACCAAAAGGGAGACUUAUGCCAGGCACGUGCAGAGGAAGCACCGCGUCUCAGACGAGGACAGCGUCAAGCGCGAGGACGUGGACCAGGGCCUUCUGGAAAGCUGCAAGAACGAAGAGACCGGCGAAAUAUCCUGUAAGGAGUGCCCCCUAGUCUUCUCCUCGCUGAAUUUCCUCAAGCUCCACAUGCGGAGGAAGCACAACGCUCUGAAGGAGGACUUCCGUCUUAAGUGCAGGAUAUGCAACCUCUCCUACGACAAGAUCGAAAGCCUGAAGCGGCACAUCCGACGGAAGCACGACAGGGGCUCGUUCUGCGAGGUGUGCAACAAGCAGUUCGACACCAGGGAGCUGUACUUGAACCAUUCGCACGUGAAAGUGAUCAAGGAGUGCACGGUGUGCGGUCUUAUAUUCGCCUCGCAGGGCGGCCUCGGCAAGCACCUUCGCACCACCCACAAGAUCGACGCGCCCAAGACCGUGUUCUGCAACCUGUGCAACGAGGGCUUCUACGACAAGAGGCAGCUGAAGCCGCACCUAAUGAAGGUCCACCUCAAAGUGUCCUACACCUGCCGCCACUGCAUGAAGGUGUUCAAGGCGAGGGAGAGCUACCGGCGGCACGUGCUGUUCAAACACCCGUCCGGCGCCGCCAGCCAGGGCCAGAUGCAGAAGUGCGAGCACUGCCCGCAGACGUUCCCCGACGAGGUGGAGCUGUGCCGCCACAUCAGCGUCGCCCACGCGAAGCCGGCCGACGGCCAGCCCAUGGAGCUGGUCGUGGUCAAACAGGAGGAGCCCGACUACAAGUUCCAGUGCUCCAAGUGCCCGGACUCGUGCGCCACCUGGGACGAGCUGCGGGCGCACUACGAGCGCAACCACCAAAUAGUCGAGUACACCCAGUGCCAGGUCUGCGGCGAGGUGCUGCCCGGCAACGAGCUGCAGAAGCACAUGAAGGGGCACGCGGAUACCGAGCUCCAGUGCAAAUACUGCGAUUUCAAAACGCGCACGCGCGCGAGCAUGACGCAGCACACGCUCAGGCACAAGAACGCCACGACGCUCCGCUGCGACUUCAACGGCUGCAAGUACAAGAGCUUCUACGAGGGGGCGAUGCUCAAGCACAAGAAGCGGCACAGCGAGCAGGGGCUGAAGCUCCAGUGUCCCCAAUGCCCCUUCCGCACGAUGAACAAGUACAUACUGAAGUACCACCAGGAAGCGCACGCGACCGGCAAGAAGCGGUACACGUGCGACCAGUGCGACUACGCGACGACGCUGCCCGCCAACCUGGUGCAGCACAGGUACAAGCACUCGACGGAGAAGCGGUUCAAGUGCGAGGUGUGCCCCUUCGCCACGAAGUACAACACCUCGCUGAGGUUCCACGUGAAGAAGAAGCACUGCGACCUGCCGACCAUCAGCUCCGGU
Molecule: messenger RNA, 2259 nt
Organism: Iphiclides podalirius (scarce swallowtail)
Lineage: Eukaryota; Metazoa; Arthropoda; Insecta; Lepidoptera; Papilionidae
Source: the annotation of a GenBank genome assembly